Molecule: messenger RNA, 801 nt
Organism: Colletotrichum siamense
Lineage: Eukaryota; Fungi; Ascomycota; Sordariomycetes; Glomerellales; Glomerellaceae
Product: putative sterigmatocystin biosynthesis peroxidase stcC
Exons: 4
Coding region: 1-801 (266 amino acids)
Molecular function (GO): peroxidase activity
Source: RefSeq, a predicted model, not a curated record
AUGGCCUUAUCGCUGCGUCUGCUCUCACUCUUGUACCCUCUCACUCUUGCUAGCCAUGAUGGCUCCUUUGACCGGUGGCACCCUCCAGGCCCUGGGGACGUCCGCUGCCCCUGUCCCAUGCUGAAUGCGUUGGCAAACCACGACUUUCUACCCGCCAAUGGCAGGGGCAUAUCGCUGGAAAUCACGACGCGUGCCUUGAGGGACGGCAUCAACGUCGAUCCCUACGUGUCUAAGCUACUCUUUGACCACGCUAUCAAGACAAACCCUGACCCAAACGCCGCCACGUUCGAUCUCGACCACUUGAACCGCCACGGCAUCAUAGAGCACGACGCAAGCCUGACGCGACCGGACAACAGCUCUGGAGAUCCGAGUGUAUUCGACCCCGAGGUAUUUAAGGAAACACUGCAGUACUGGCCCGACCCCAUCGUCUCCGUGAAACAGGGCGCUGCCGCCCGACUUGGUCGGAUUCGCACCUCAGCAGGCACCAACGUCGACUUCGAGAUGAGGUUGGAAGACAAUUUCCGUGGACUUGGGGAGGUGGCGGGGUUCUACCUGACCCUGGGAGACCGGGUCGCUGGCACGGUGAAUCGCACUUGGCUGACCUAUUUUCUCGAGAAAGAGUUCCUGCCAGUCAAAUUUGGCUGGACGAGACCCCGCGACCCUAUCACGCUCGAGGCAUUACAGGCAGUCAUGACCAAGGUCUACGAAGCGACGAAGGACAUCAUUCACGAGGAGCGCAACCAAGGCUACUCCAGACCCAGGGACGCCGACCAGCAGCAUGUACUUAGUGGAGCAACUUGA